AUGGAGGAGGAUCCAGAGCUCAUAGCAGCUAUUGCAGCUUCAUUAGAAGACUCCCAGGGCUUCACACGCUCACGCGAUUCUACUCCUGCCAGAAAACAAAAUGUCGUCGAUUUGACUGCAGACUCAGAUGAUGGGGAUGAAGUGGUAGAAGUCUAUCCAAAGUCUCAGUCUGUAAUCGGAUCUGGGACCGAGGAUGACUACGAUGAGGACUUGGAGAGAGCGAUACGGAUGUCCAUGCAGAGUGCACCAAAGAAUAUUGAGGGUAAUGAUAGGGAUGAAGUUGUCAAGAUAUCGACGAAGAAGAACAAUGCUCCUAGGCCAGUAUCUGUCGAGAGUGACAAGGGACCGUCUCAGGCUCAGAAGGAAGAACAGCCUACGCAAGUGCAGAAGCCAUCUUCGACGGGGAUAAUGGGUCUAGAUAGAAAGAAAAUGGAGGAAGAACGGCUUGCUCGUCUUGCGAAGAGAAAAGCAGACACCUCAUCGGAUCAGCGUGAAACAAAGCAGUCGCGAACAGAGUCUCCAAAGGGCAAGAGACCAGGCACUAAGAGUCCUCAUAAAUCGCCGAAUCCCAAACCAGAACCCCGCAAGGAACCUAUGGCCAAAAGUGCCGAGAUCCCAACGCCCACACCCUGCAUUCAGUUCCCUGCCGGCGUGAUCAAAAAAACGUGGAACGCCAAUGCUCGGAGGUCAGGCGACGAUAUCAAAAUCAACGAGGUAUUCCAAGCGUCAGACUUAGAGCUGGCCGUCCUGAGCUCAUUUAUGUGGGAUAUUGAUUGGGUGUUUUCGAAUCUUGACACGAAAAAGACGCGCUUUCUACUGAUUAUGCAGGCCAAAGAGGAGUCUACGAGGCGCCAAUACGAAGCUGAAACGGCUAUGAUGCCAAAUCUGCGAUUGUGCUUCCCCUCUAUGGAGGGACAGGUGAACUGCAUGCAUUCAAAGCUCAUGCUACUUUUUCAUCCUGGAUACGUUCGGAUCGUCAUUCCAACUGCGAAUCUCACAUCUUUCGACUGGGGUCACGGUGGAACAAUGGAAAAUUCCGUCUUCCUGGUCGACCUUCCAAAGAAAACCAGCGGCAACGUGUAUACAAAAACAGCGUUCUACGAAGAGCUAGUCUACUUUCUCAAAGCUAGCACCCUGCACGAUAACAUUAUCGCCAAGCUCGACAAUUUCGAUUUUAAACAGACGGCCAAAUACGCCUUCGUGCAUACUAUCGGCGGAGCGCAUACAGGAGAGUCAUGGCGACGAACCGGAUACUGUGGACUGGGGCGAGCCGUGAACUCGUUAGGAUUACGAACUUCAAGCUCACUUAACAUUGACUACGUGACCUCUUCCCUUGGAUCUUUGAACGACGACUUCCUUCGAUCCAUCUACCUCGCCGCGCAAGGCGACGAUGGUCUUAUGGAAUACACCGCUCGAGCUACGAAAACCAAAUCUACCCACGAAUGGAAAAAUGAUCGCCUUCGGGUGUACUUCCCCUCCGAACAAACCGUGAAAGAAACAUACGGCGGCCCCAACUCCGCUGGCACGAUCUGCUUUCAGUCGAGUUGGUUCAAUGGACCUAAGUUUCCGAGUGGUAUACUCCGAGAUUGUACUAGUGCGAGGGGUCUUUUGAUGCACAAUAAGAUCAUGUACGUACGACCAGAUGAGCCGAUAUUCCUACAGAAUAGCAACACCGGCGACGGCACCUGUCCAGCAUGGGCAUACAUCGGAAGCGCCAAUCUAUCGGAGAGUGCCUGGGGUCGCCUUGUCCAAGACCGCACCAGCACCAUAAAAUCAAACCCCAAACCCCCCAAACUCAACUGCCGGAACUGGGAGUGUGGAGUUAUCGUUCCUGUGUCUGAGUCUGACAAGAAACCUGGUGAGGAUAAAGAGGGCGGCGGAAUGUUAGACGUCUUCCACGGCACAGUGCCCGUGCCCAUGUGUGUUCCUGGGAAGAAGUAUGAGGGCGAUGCUAGACUAAAGCCGUGGUAUUUUAUGGAAGGUAUGAAUUCUGGGUUAGGUGGGUUUUGA
Messenger RNA from Aspergillus ruber CBS 135680, 2010 nucleotides. RefSeq lists its product as uncharacterized. The record is from RefSeq and is a predicted model, not a curated record. Gene Ontology annotation, cellular component: nucleus. NCBI's taxonomy places the organism in Eukaryota, Fungi, Ascomycota, Eurotiomycetes, Eurotiales, Aspergillaceae. The transcript has 7 exons. Gene Ontology annotation, molecular function: 3'-tyrosyl-DNA phosphodiesterase activity; single-stranded DNA binding; double-stranded DNA binding. Gene Ontology annotation, biological process: single strand break repair; double-strand break repair. Bases 1 to 2010 code for a protein of 669 amino acids.